AUGUGUGCAGACGAGCGACAGAAGUCUAAUUCCUCGACGCCGCCGCUGCAGGAGGCCCUGGCUGAGCAGCCUCUAGAGGCAGACGAUAAUCUUCCCGACGAUGAUUCCGCCUAUGCUGCCUCAGAAAACUCGGGCAGUUAUCAAACCUCAUUGGCGUCGAGCAUCAUAAACUACAAAUACGAGAAUGGACGCCGAUACCAUGCCUUCCGUGCGGGCACCUAUCUACUUCCAAACGAUGACAAAGAGCAAGACCGGAUGGAUCUCGUACACCACCUGUACGGCCUGUUGCUCGGUGGCAAGCUCUUCCUAGCUCCAAUCCCCCAUGAACCCCAUCGUGUCCUCGACCUCGGCACUGGCACUGGUAUCUGGGCCAUGGACUUUGCCGAAGGUGAUUGGGACGGAUCUCAGUCCCAUACAGCCAAAAUGGUAGACCUUCUUCCUGCUUCUGUCCAGCUCCACGUAAUAAUCCACAAAAUCAGGACCCCUCCAAACUGCUUCUUCGAGGUCGACGACUUCGAAGCUGAGUGGCUGUAUACCAAACCCUUCGACUUUAUCCACGCGCGCGAGCUCGAGGGAUGCAUCAGCAACGAUGACGAGCUCUUUCGGCGCACCUUCCGCCACCUCGCACCGGGCGGGUACAUCGAGUUCCAGGCGGCGUACCCGCACUGGCUCUCCGACGACGGCACUGCUGACAAGGCCGAGAACGCCCAGAGCUGGCUCAAGAUCCUGCUGGAAGGCUCGGCCAAGUUCGGGAAGUCUCUCGAGGGUGCUGUGAAUUGGAAGAAUAAGAUAGAGAAGGCAGGAUUUGUGGACGUGCAAGAGGAGGUUCGCAAGAUGCCCAUUGGCGCCUGGCCCAAGGAUCCGAAACUCAAGGAGAUGGGCAGGUAUCAAGCUAUUCAGCAGAUUCAGGCCGUGGAGUCGUACACGCCUAGGGUUUUCUCGACUGUGCUUGGCUGGACGGAGGAGGAGAUCCAGGUAUACGUGGCCAAGGUCAGGAAGGACCUCAAAGACCCGUCGAUUCACCUAUACUUGCCGGUCUACUUCAUCUGGGGGAGGAAGCCCAAGUGA
Molecule: messenger RNA, 1068 nt
Organism: Fusarium poae
Lineage: Eukaryota; Fungi; Ascomycota; Sordariomycetes; Hypocreales; Nectriaceae
Exons: 8
Coding region: 1-1068 (355 amino acids)
Molecular function (GO): methyltransferase activity
Source: RefSeq, a predicted model, not a curated record